This is a messenger RNA of Tympanuchus pallidicinctus (lesser prairie-chicken), 2091 nucleotides long. RefSeq names its product dynein cytoplasmic 1 intermediate chain 2 (gene DYNC1I2). Bases 141 to 2030 code for a protein of 629 amino acids. The record is from RefSeq and is a predicted model, not a curated record. Gene Ontology annotation, biological process: transport along microtubule. The transcript is spliced from 17 exons. Gene Ontology annotation, molecular function: dynein heavy chain binding; dynein light chain binding. Gene Ontology annotation, cellular component: cytoplasmic dynein complex. Lineage: Eukaryota; Metazoa; Chordata; Aves; Galliformes; Phasianidae.
GGUCGGCAGAAGGGGUGGUGUUGAGGCCUCUGAAAUCGCCCGCCGCCCUCUCGCGUCUUUCCGCGCCCGUUCUCGAGCGAAUUCCUGCGAUCGCUCCCCGUCGUCUCGCGUUGAAGCCUCCGCGGCCGCCUGUUGCAGUCAUGUCUGACAAAAGUGAACUGAAGGCAGAGUUGGAGCGCAAGAAGCAGCGAUUGGCUCAGAUCAGAGAGGAGAAGAAAAGAAAGGAGGAAGAAAGAAAGAAAAAAGAAACUGAUCAGAAGAAGGAUGUUCUUCCUGUUCAAGAAGAAUCUGACCUUGAAAAGAAGAGAAGAGAAGCUGAAGCAUUACUUCAGAGCAUGGGCUUGACACCGGAGUCUCCUGUCGUCCCUCCUCCUACCUCUCCGUCUUCCAAAUCCGUGAGUACGCCAAGUGAGGCUGGGAGCCAGGACUCCGGCGAUGGCGCCGUUGGAUCCAGGACGCUGCAUUGGGAUACUGAUCCAUCAGUUCUUCAGCUCCACUCUGAUUCCGAUCUGGGACGCGGACCUGUUAAACUUGGAAUGGCCAAAAUCACACAAGUUGACUUUCCUCCUCGGGAAAUUGUUACGUAUACAAAGGAGACACAAACACCUGUUAUGACUCAGCCAAAGGAAGAUGAGGAGGAAGAUGAUGAUGUGGUUGCACCAAAACCCUUAGUUGAACCUGAGGAAGUAAAAACGUUCAAAAAGGAAGAGGAGGAGGAAGCUGCCCCUCACGAACUUACAGAAGAGGAAAAGCAACAAAUUUUGCAUUCUGAAGAGUUUUUAAGUUUCUUUGACCACUCUACGAGGAUUAUUGAAAGAGCCCUUUCUGAACAAAUCAAUAUUUUCUUCGACUACAGUGGAAGAGACUUAGAAGACAAAGAAGGGGAGAUUCAAGCAGGAGCCAAACUGUCCUUAAAUAGGCAGUUUUUUGAUGAACGUUGGUCAAAGCAUCGUGUUGUCUGUUGUUUGGACUGGUCCUCUCAGUACCCAGAAUUACUUGUUGCCUCUUACAACAACAAUGAGGAUGCACCUCAUGAGCCUGAUGGAGUGGCCCUCGUGUGGAAUAUGAAGUACAAGAAGACUACGCCAGAGUAUGUCUUUCAUUGCCAGUCAGCAGUAAUGUCAGCUACAUUUGCAAAAUUUCAUCCCAAUUUGGUGGUUGGUGGCACAUACUCGGGUCAGAUCGUGCUAUGGGAUAAUCGCAGCAAUAAGAGAACUCCAGUGCAGAGAACUCCACUUUCAGCUGCUGCUCACACGCACCCCGUCUACUGUGUAAAUGUUGUUGGGACCCAGAAUGCUCAUAACUUGAUCAGUAUCUCAACUGAUGGGAAGAUAUGCUCUUGGAGCCUAGACAUGCUUUCCCAGCCACAGGAUAGCAUGGAGCUGGUUCACAAACAGUCCAAGGCUGUGGCUGUUACUUGCAUGUCCUUCCCUAUUGGAGAUGUCAACAACUUUGUUGUUGGAAGUGAAGAAGGCUCAGUCUAUACUGCAUGCCGUCAUGGGAGCAAAGCUGGAAUCAGUGAGAUGUUUGAAGGACACCAGGGACCAAUCACAGGUAUCCACUGCCAUACAGCAGUUGGACCUGUAGACUUCUCACAUCUUUUUGUCACCUCUUCUUUUGACUGGACAGUAAAGCUUUGGACAACGAAGAAUAACAAACCUCUCUACUCAUUUGAAGACAACUCAGAUUAUGUUUAUGAUGUUAUGUGGUCUCCAACGCACCCUGCCCUGUUUGCCUGCGUGGAUGGGAUGGGCCGGCUUGACCUGUGGAAUCUCAACAAUGACACUGAGGUGCCAACUGCAAGCAUUACUGUAGAGGGCAAUCCUGCUCUGAACCGUGUGAGAUGGACGCAUACUGGGAGAGAGAUUGCUGUCGGUGACUCAGAGGGCCAAAUAGUUAUAUAUGAUGUGGGAGAGCAAAUUGCAGUUCCUCGCAGCGAUGAGUGGACUCGGUUUGGCCGAACACUGGCAGAAAUAAAUGCCAACAGAGCUGAUGCAGAAGAGGAAGCUGCAACCCGCAUCCCAGCAUAGAUCUCUGCAAAUGGGCAGCAGUGGUAGGCUUGUGAAUGAUUUGAUGCGAAUCUUAGAAGUA